AUGCAGGCGUCUACGUCAGCUGGUACUGGGGCUGUGGGUGUUCACCCCCAUACAGCCCUAAUGAAUCAAUUCAAGAGUUACGUUACCAUGUUAGCUGAUCCAGAAUGUAAAGACGUUCUUAAGCUAAAAGCUACUCAAGAACUUAGCAAACAUUUUGAAAUAAUUUUAAAUUCUGCUCUUUAUUCAAAUUUUCUGGACCAUUCAAUAAACAUUUUUAUAAAAAUAUUGGAUGAAGGAUAUCCACUUUUUGUGGCAGAAUAUAAUAUUCAACAGGUUAGGAAAUUGAUUUUAGAAAUGUUAUAUAGACUACCGACCAACGAAACUUUAAGACCAUAUGUAAAACAAAUUUUAUCACUUAUGUUGAAGCUCUUAGAAAUAGAUAAUGAGGAAAAUGUAUUGGUAUGCCUCAAGAUCAUUAUAGAAUUGCACAAACAAUACAAACCGGCGUUUAGUUCUGAAAUUCAAAAAUUUUUAAAAUUCGUGAAAUCUAUUUAUUCAAAUUUACCGAAUCAUAUGAAUAAGAUUUUUGAGCCAAAACCGCCUAUAAAGGUCAAGGAACUCAUAGAAGUUAAUAUUGAAGAAUUACUUAAGGAAACUUUUACCAUGACUGUAAUACAAACAGAAGAUAGGAACGAGGAUGGAACAUUAAUUGCAUACUAUUUAAUACCAAAGGCUGUUCUAUCACUAAAAGUUCUCCAAGAAUUACCAAUUAUAGUAGUUCUAAUGUAUCAAUUAUAUAAGCAAAGUGUUCAUCAAGAUGUAAGUGAUUUUAUUCCUCUUAUUAUGAACACUAUAACAUUGCAACCUACGCUGAAACAAAGACAAGCCGAAUCAUUUAAUAAAGAAAUUUUCGUCGACUUUAUGGGGGCUCAAAUUAAGACUCUGUCUUUUCUGGCCUAUAUUAUCAAAAUUUACCAAGAAGUCGUACAGAAUCAUUCAACGAUGAUGGUACAAGGUAUGUUAGGUCUGCUGACACUCUGUCCGAUGGAAGUAGCUCAUCUUAGAAGAGAACUUCUGAUUGCUGCCAGACACAUUUUGGCUACAGAAUUAAGAAACAAAUUUGUCCCACAUAUGGAAAGGCUCUUUGACGAAGAUGUACUAUUGGGUAGAGGUUGGACUACUCAUGAAUCUUUAAGACCUUUAGCAUACUCGACAUUAGCCGAUUUAGUUCACCAUGUUAGACAACAACUACCACUGGCGGAUUUAAAAAGAGCGGUGCAUCUGUUUAGUAAAAAUGUUCAUGAUGAUAGUUUAGCCACAACUAUACAAACAAUGUCAUGCAAGUUACUUCUUAAUUUGGUAGACUGUAUAAGGAUAAGAUCGGAGGCAGAAAACAGCACAGAAGGAAGAGAGUUACUAAUGCGAAUGUUGGAAGUUUUUGUUUUAAAAUUUAAAACUAUAGCCAAAAUCCAAUUGCCAAUACUUAUUAGUAAAUGCGAGCAACGCAAGCAAGAAGCCCAAACAACACAACAACCGCAAUCCCAAACAGUGCAAGAAAAAACAGAUGCCCCCGAUGUUAAACCGAAUCCUGCUGAACUUCUAGAAUCCGUCCUUGCAAAUGCGCAAGGCUCGCAGCCCAAAGAAGAAAAAUCAAAGUUCGGUUUUCCACAAAACAACAACUGCAACGUUGCCGAUUACCGAAGUCUGGUAAAAACUUUAGUAUGCGGCGUGAAAACCAUAACGUGGGGAUGUUCUGCAUGUAAGACUAGUAGUACAGCUCAAGCGGCGGUGCCAGCCAAACAUUUUGCUCCAAAUGAGACCCUUGUAUUCGUUCGACUUGUCAAAUGGGCGUUGCAGGCGUUGGAUAUUUAUACACUAAAUAUUGGACCGCAACCUGCAGGUUUACCGCAAAGGAUGAAUCAACAGAAUGUGCGGAGUAAAGAGGAAAAAGAAGUUUUGGAACAUUUCAGUGGAGUGUUUUCAAUGAUGAAUUCUCAAACGUUCCACGAGAUUUUCUCAACGACAAUUGAGUAUUUGGUGAAAAGAGUCAACAAAAAUCCUACUUUACAAACGGUACCUAAUACUCUUCUAGCUAAUCCGACUACAAGUCCGAUUUUUGCGACAGUAUUAGUGGAAUACCUUUUGGAAAGAAUGGAAGAAAUGGGUUCAAAUUUGGAAAGAAGCAACCUUUACUUGAGGUUAUUCAAAUUAGUUUUCGGUAGCGUGUCGUUGUUUCCACAAGAAAAUGAAAAUAUGUUAAGACCUCAUUUACAUCAGAUUGUUAAUAGGUCUAUGGAAUUAGCUAUGAGUGCAAUGGAACCCUAUAAUUACUUUCUUCUAUUGAGGGCAUUAUUUAGAUCAAUUGGUGGCGGUAGUCACGACUUAUUGUAUCAAGAAUUUUUACCUUUGUUGCCAAAUUUACUUGAAGGUCUUAACAGAUUGCAAAGUGGACUUCACAAACAGCACAUGAAAGAUUUAUUCGUCGAGUUAUGUUUAACUGUUCCUGUGAGAUUAAGUUCUUUAUUGCCUUAUUUACCUAUGCUAAUGGAUCCCUUAGUAUCAGCGUUAAAUGGUUCUCAUGUUUUGAUCAGCCAGGGAUUGAGAACGUUGGAACUGUGUGUUGAUAAUUUACAACAUGAUUUCUUGUAUGAGCAUAUACAGCCAGUGAGAGCAGAAUUAAUGCAAGCUUUGUGGCGAACAUUGAGAAAUAAUGAUCAGGUCGCACAAGUAGCAUUUAAGGUUCUUGGUAAAUUUGGAGGUGGUAACAGGAAAAUGAUGAUAGAACCUCAAAAAUUAGAAUAUGUAUCUACAGAGUUUGAUCCUCCUGCUAUAUUGGCUAGAUUUAAUGAUCAAGAACACGAAAUCGAAUUCCCUGUUUCAAAGGUCAUAGAAACAGCUUUCAAUGCUUUAAAACAGAGCAGUACUGAUCCAUUUUAUAGAAAACAAGCAUGGGAAGUAAUUAAUUGUUAUCUAACAGCAUCCAGGAGUCUUGAUGAUGACGAAAAUACUCUUAUUAAUCUAUUCCUCCAUCCGAGUUUCCAUGAUCCAAAUACUAUUCCUAAUAUUAAGGGUUCCACCUAUAAAUCUAUAUACAAAGAAGCUCGAGAAACACAUCAAACGGCCCUGACAGGCAUGUUUGUUGGUGCUGCAAUUAAAGAGUUAAGGGAAACUGUUAUUCCCGCUUUGGUGUCAUUGGUGCGACACUAUACUAUGGUUGCGGUUGCACAGCAAUCAGGCGCAUUCGCCUAUAGUGCAGAGCCAAAUAAACAAGUAACAUUGGAUCCACUUGUGUUGGUUGAUGCAUUGGCUAUUAUAAUGGGACACGAAGAAAGAGAAUUAUGUAAACCAGGACAUUUGGGUCUUGUUUUAAUCGUGGACACAGCAUCUACGCUUUUAGGAAGUAAAGAAAUGGCCUGCCGUUUACCUUUAAUUGAAUAUCUCUCAGAAAAAAUGUGUGCUCUUUGUUACGAGCGAGCUUGGUACGCAAAACUCGGCGGUUGCAUAGCGAUAAAAUUCAUGUUCGAACGUUGUGCGCUCAAAUGGAUUUACGAACACAUGUUCAUGUUUCUCAAAGCUCUACUCUUCGUCAUGAUGGAUCUUACCGGGGAAGUUUCUAGUGGCGCUUUAGAUAUGGCCAAAGACAAUCUUCAAAAAAUGUUAAUCGUAUGCGUUACGGCGCCUCCAGACGGUUCAGAUCAAGCAACGAGAAAUUUGCAACAAGACGCUUUGAAUAAAGUGACACACGAGUUGGUCAGACAGGUUACUAGUCCUCAUACUAUGGUCAGGAAUCAAUCAAUGGCUUCACUGCGAUUAUUAGCUGAAAAGCAGAAUAAGACAAUAACUGCAGUUAUGGAACCUUUUAAGGAUGUUUUAGCUGAUAUGGUACCACCUACAAAACACCUUCUCAAACAUCAACCAGCAAUAGCUCAAAUGGGUCUUAUGGACGGAAACAUGUUUUGUACAACGUUAUGUCCGCGAUUGUUUACAAUAAAUAUGAGCGUAAAAGAGCAUUGUCUUUUCAUUGAAGAUCUUCUGGCUUUGUGUAACUCUGAGGACAAUAAACUUAACACCUUUUCGUGUUACAAAUCCAUCACAAACUUUAUUCCGCUACGAACUAGUGCUCUUAGAGUUUUGGCUGCUUGUUACUAUUUAGAAGAAGUUCGAGGUAAAAUUUUCCAGGUUCUCUAUGAUACAUUAGAAAAGCCAAAUGCGGAACUUCAAGAAACAGCAUUUGAAUGCAUGAAAAAAUUCAUAUCGGGUUAUCCAGUUGAGAACAAGCUAGUGUACCAGACAGUCAGACCUCUUUUGAUGACACUAGAUGACGUCAAAAAUCUGACAUUAAAUGGAUUAAAAAUGUUGUCUUACUUAACUCAAUUGUUCCCCAAUGUUUUUAAUGAAAAACUUUGCGAACAACUGCUACAAUUCCAAAAAAAGAUAAUGGAGAUUUUGAAGGAAAAUUACAAGAACAACCAAGGAAACGGGUUAUGUAAAAAAGGCGAUGAGGAGCAAAAAAUUGUCACUAUCAUUAGUAUCUUCCAUCAAACUCCUGCCGCCUCAUCUAAAUUCAUUACUCCUUUGUGCCAAUUGAUUUUGGAAACUGAACAAGCAAUGGGUAUUGAAGCUAGCAGUCCAUUCAGAGAUGUCCUAAUGAAGUUCCUUUUAAGAUAUCCAGCCGAAACUCUAUCUAUGUUCUUGAGUGAUAAGUAUAUUAAAGAUCAGCAGUUCAGUAGAUAUUUGGAGUUUUUAAUUAAACAUAAAGACGGAAAAUUAAUCAGAGAUUUCAUUCAAAAUAAUUUGAUGAAGCGUUUAAUAACAAUGAUGCUUUCUAACUAUGUGAAUUCGAAUUUGGAACUUCACGAGAGAAACGAGUUGCAAUAUCAAAGUAUAAGAAUCGUUUCCCUAUUAAUCAAGUUUGAUGACCAAUGGUUGUCGACUCAAAAUGAGUUAGUGGAUGCUCUAAAGCAAAUUUGGUGUGAUAAUUCUUACCAAGAAAGACACAAAAAUUUAGAACAACUCGAGUAUACUCAUUGGAAGGAACCAAAACUUGUAGUGAAAAUAUUACUCCACUAUUUUUGUCAUCAUCCUACCGAUAUUGAUCUGCUGUUUCAAUUGUUGCGAGCUACUGUGGAUAGGUUUUUGCCAGACUUUCAAUUUUUAAGAGACUUUUUAGAAAAUACAGUUGCUCAGAAUUAUACAGUCGAGUGGAAGAGAUCUGCUUUUUUCAGAUUUGUCGAACUAUUUCCUACGAAUGAUAUGUCACAGGAGUUAAAAGCAAAAGUUCUUCAAUUAAUUCUCAUACCUUGCUUUGCUGUGAGUUUUGAAAGAGGCGAAACAAACAAGCUAGUAGGUGGCCCUCCUGCGCCUAAUCAAGACAGUAGUGAUAACGUCGUUUCUGUAUUUAUACAUAAAUUAAUUGAUCCUGAAAAUCCGUUUCCAUCUGCCGACUGUGUUAGAAUUUCUCUUCUCCAAUUUUCUUGUUUACUUGUUGAACAAGCCAGUCCUCAUAUUCACGACUAUUAUGCCAGCAAUAAAGCGCAAGGUUUUAAGCUCAGACGACUGAUGACUUUUGCUUGGCCUUGUCUGCUUGUAGAGAAUUGUAUAGAUCCCGCUACAAGAUACCAUGGGCAUUUAUUACUUUCCCAUAUUAUUGACAAAUUUGCGAUUCACAGAAAAAUUGUUCUUCAAGUUUUCCACAGUUUAUUAAAAGCUCAUGCAGUAGAAGCAAGAAGUGUCGUCCGUCAAGCCUUGGAAAUUCUGACCCCUUCAAUGCCACUCCGAAUGGAAGAAGGGAAUACAAUGCUUACUCAUUGGACAAAAAAAAUAAUAGUAGAUGAAGGGCACUCAAUGCAACAAUUGUUUCAUAUUUUACAGUUGGUUGUUAAACAUUACAAAGUUUAUUACCCAGUACGGCAUCAUUUAGUCCAGCACAUGGUUAGUUCAAUUCAAAGGCUUGGAUUCAGUCCAACUGCUACUCUCGAACACAGAAAAUUAGCUGUAGAACUAGCUGAAGUUAUCAUUAAAUGGGAAAUUUAUGGAAUCAAAGAAGAGUCUGAAACUACUGAGACUACAGAAAAUGGAUCGACCAAGAGACCAUCCAUUGAAGAAAGUGGAGAAAGUAGUAGAAAAAAAUUGGCCGUUCCAGGACCGUCUGGUGGUCCAGUAGCAGCUGUAAAGGCAGAACCUAAUGUGAAUAAACCAAUAGAUAGGGCACACACUGAUAAUGUACUAAAUUUCUUGCUAAGACUGGCUUGUCAGGUUAAUGAACCAGCUCCUACUAACCCCGUCAAUCCUGUAGCAAAUAGUCCGGGAGAAGUACUGUCCAGACGUUGUGUUAUUCUCCUAAAAACUGCGCUUAGACCAGAUAUUUGGCCACAACCAGUCGAUUUAAAACUAGCUUUUUUUGACAAGAUUUUAAUGACAAUAGAAGCUCCCAAUCCGAAUAUAGCUAACAUUUGCACAGCUUUAGAACUAUUGACCUAUAUUUUGACGGUGUUUGAUAAGGACCAAAUUUUAUCGAGUUUUAAACCUUUACAAAGAGGAAUUGGAGCUUGUAUCACCUCAAAUAAUAGCAGAAUAAUAAAAUUAGUUCACAACCUUUUAACCAAAUUGUUUGCUCUAUUUCCCAUGGAAAGAACAAACGCGAAUUUAAGCUGUAAAUACGAAGAGCUAGACGUUCUAUACGCAACAGUAGGCAAGGUUAUUUUUGAAGGUUUAAGCAGCUAUGAGAAAAAGGAAAAUCCUUCGAGUCUUUUUGGCACUGUGAUGAUUCUUAAAGCCGCUUGUGCGAACAAUCACUCUUACAUCGAUCGCUUAAUAACCCCAUUUAUGCGAGUAUUGCAUCGAUUGGCUAAAGAACACCUCCAACAUUCUAGCGACAACACUGCAUUGACUAGUGAGUUGUUGAUACUUAGUUUAGAUCUAGUGAAAACGAGAGUUGUUGUGAUGGGUGUCGAAAUGAGAAAAACGUUCAUUGGAGCUAUUUUGGUGGGAUUGAUUGAGAAAACGCAAGAUAUUAAAGUCAUGAAAGCCAUCACAAGAAUGUUAGAAGAAUGGAUGAAGUGUAAGAAUGUAGUAACGUUAAAUCAAGCACCAAGUUUAAGAGAAAAAUCUAUAUUACUUGUAAAAAUGAUGCAGUAUGUAGAAAAACGAUUCCAGGAUGAUAACGAUCUGAAUGCCCAAUUUUUAGAGCUUGUAAACUAUGUUUAUACUGAUAAACACUUAAAAACCACAGAACUUACUUCUAAACUUGAGCCAGCCUUUUUAGCUGGUCUAAGAUGUACUCAGCCACACAUACGAUCAAAGUUUUUUAAAGUUUUCGAUGAAUCUAUGAGAAGAAGGCUUCAUGAUCGAUUACUGUACAUAGUUUGUUCUCAAAAUUGGGAUGCCAUUGGUCCUCACUAUUGGAUUAAACAGUGUAUAGAACUUUUACUUGUUACUGCUUUACCAGGAGACGGUAUUCGCAUGUCGCACGAUAGUAGUAUAUUACCAGCUAUAACGUCGGUUAUUCCUGAUAAACAGAAGAAAGAAGAAUUCAGUCGACAUCAUUUUCAAAAUCCGGAUUACGAUUCAUCUGAAAUUAAAGAGGAAGUUUUGGAUGUUGAUCUGAGUAAUAUUGAUUCGAAUCCGCUCGUUGAAGAAAAACCUGUCAUUAGAGAAGAAACAAUCAAAAUGCUUAAAAAAGAUUAUGAGUCCACCGAAGUCGCUAGAAAUAUUACCACGGAUAGAUUCCUAUUGGCUACAGCACAGUUGUGUCACAUGGAUACUUCUUUAGCAGAACAUGUAUGGUUGUCGCUAUUUCCCAAACUCUGGUCUAUUUUAGAUCCAGACCAAAGAAAUAUUUUAGCUCAAGAAAUAUUACCAUUUAUUACUUCAGGGUCGCAUAUUAUUCAAAAAGAUUGUCAUCCCAGUGCUAUAAAUACUUUCGUAGAAGCUUUAAGCAGAUGUCAAAAUCCCAUACAAAUUGUCCCACCUCUCAUGACUUAUUUAGGCAAAUCGCACAAUUUAUGGCAUAGAAUGGCUUUAGGUUUGGAACAAAUGGCAUUUGACCCAAGUUCUUUAACCAAAACUACAAAUCCAGCCAGUUGUUAUGAAUUUGAGGGCGAACCUUCAAAAACAGAUUUACUAGAUUGCUUGGGCGAGCUGUAUCAUUUGUUGUGUGAAGAAGACUGUUGGGCGGGACUUUGGCAACGACAUGCUCAUUAUAAAGAAACUAGUAUCGCUAUAGCCUAUGAACAACAUGGUUUCUUUGAACAAGCUCAAGGGGCUUAUGAAGCUGCCAUGGCGAAACAUAAGACAGAUAAUAACAUGGGACCUGUACCUACACAUACUCAAAGAGAAAUUUUGUUAUGGAAAGAUCAUUGGAUUAGAUGUGCUAAAGAAUUAAAUCAGUGGGAAAUACUCAUGGAAUACGCUAAAACUGGUUGUUAUGAUCCUUAUUUGCUGCUAGAAAGUGCUUGGAGGAUACCCAAUUGGGACAUCAUGAAAGAUGCUUUACAAAACGUUGAAUAUACUUGUCCCAAAGAGCUCGGAUGGAAAAUUACCAUGUACGGUGGAUUUUUACUUAUCUGUCAACCUGACGAGAGUAAACCUCUUAAAAUCAUUGAACGUUAUGUGGAAAGUGCCAGUGCUUUAUGUUUAAAUGAAUGGAGACGGCUACCUCAUAUUGUUAGCCACAUUCAUCUACCUUAUCUUCAAGCUGCUCAACAGAUCAUGGAAUUACAAGAAGCAUAUCAAAUCCAUAAGGGCUUAUUACAAGGUCAUCAAAGUUCUCUACAUGACAUGAAGGCUAUCGUUAAAACGUGGCGUAAUAGAUUACCCGUUAUAGCCGACGAUCUGGUGCAUUGGAAUGAUAUUUUCACCUGGAGGCAACAUCAUUAUCAAGUCAUUGUCAACCAUUAUGAUAGUAAUAGAGAUACUACUCCUACUCAUUCUAUGCUUGGUGUGCACGCGUCAGCACAGUCUAGUAUCCAUUUUGGCAAAAUAGCAAGAAAACACAAGUUGGUAAACGUAUGUUUGGAAUCCUUAAAUAAAAUUUAUAGCAUCUCUAGUGUACCGAUCGUCGAUUGUUUCCAAAAAGUGAGACAACAAGUCAAAUGCUAUCUUCAAAAUGCUUCAGUGAAUAAGAAUGAAAUAAAUGAAGGUUUGGAGGUUCUCAGUCGCACCAAAAUGCAAUAUUUCUCGAAAGAGAUGACCGCCGAAUUCUACGCAUUGAACGGCUUACUUUAUCAGCUUAGUAAUAAAUCCGAUGAGGCAAAUAAAAUGUUUUCGGCUGCAGUUCAAAUGCAUGAUGCAUCAACAAAAGCCUGGGCUUUAUAUGGGGAUUAUUUGGAGCAGAUUUUCACACGAGAUCAAAGACAAAUAAAUUUGGGAGUGAACGCUAUGGCUUGUUUAUUACACGCAUGUAGACACCAGAAUGAAGCAAAAGCAAGAAAAUAUUUGGCCAAAGUUUUAUGGUUACUUAGUUACGAUGACGACAACUCAAGUUUGAUGGAAGCUCUGGAUAAAUAUUCAAUAGGAGUUCCUCCAAUACUUUGGUUGCCAUGGACGCCACAAUUAUUGAAUUGCCUUGUACAAUAUGAAGACAACGUUAUCCUAAAUUUGCUGUGUCAGGUCGGUAGAAUGUUCCCGCAAGCAGUUUAUUUUCCAACUCGUACAUUAUACCUCACUUUGCGCGCUGCCGUUGCUAGAAAAACUAAUAGUGAACAGAAGCUUACCUUGCAACAACAAUCGCAGGAUUCUCAGAAUAAUGAGACUGGAACUCAAUCGAAUAGUCAAGGCAGUCUUUCAAAUUCAUCAGAAAGCAGUGCAAGUGUUCCUACAGUAGUACCCACAGAAGGAUCUACGUUUAAGGCUACUCCAGCUAUGAUUAGGUGCAUGAAAAUUAUGAAAAUGCAGAGGGAUCUUCAUACGACGGUAUUGUCUAGUUUAGAGGGUAUAGCUGACCAAAUGGAAUGGUUUAGAGAGAACUGGUACGAAGAAGUUUUAAGACAGUUACGCCAAGGUCUAACCAAAUGUUAUGCUAUUGCUUUUGAAAACAGAGAAGCUGUCAACGAGGCAAAAAUUACACCGCACAUACUGAACUUUGUUAAAAAAUUAAUGUCUACAUUCGGCAUCGGUGUAGAGAAUAUAUCUAGCUCUGUAAAUGUUACUUUCAAUUCAACGGCGUCUGAAAGUUUAGCACGACGAGCCGAAGCCACUUAUCAAGAUCCCGUUUUUAUUGCUACAAAGCAGGAAUUUACAAAGGACUUUGACUUUUCACAAACGAACUCGAUGAGACUUCAUACAUUGAUAUUCAAAUUGAAGAAAUGGAUUAAAAUAUUGGACGAUAGAUCUAAGAUGUUAUUACAGUCAAGUCUAAUCGAAGAAAAAUGCCGUUUCUUAUCCAACUUUACGUUAAAAACAGCCGAAGUUGAAUUACCAGGAGAAUUUUUAAUUCCAAAGCACAAUCACUACUUUGUUAGGAUCGCUAGGUUUAUGCCUAGAGUUGAUGUGGUGCAAAAACACAACACUGCCGCUAGAAGACUUUACAUAAGGGGUCAUAAUGGAAAGAUAUAUCCUUAUCUUGUAGUAAACGAUUCAGGAUUGGCCGAUGCAAGACGAGAGGAAAGAGUUUUGCAACUCAUGAGAAUGUUAAAUUUGUAUUUAGGAAAACAAAAGGAGACCGCCAGGAGAUUCUUACAUUUCACUGUACCAAGGGUAGUUGCUCUGUCUCAACAAAUAAGACUUGUAGAAGACAAUCCAGCAUCAGUAUCUUUAUUAGACGUCUUUAAGAAAAGUUGUACUACAUUAGGUAUUGAGCACGACGAUCCGAUACAAUAUUACUACGAAAGGCUGGCUCAGGUGCAAAGUAGGGGUAUAAAAGCCAGUCAUCAAGUAUACAGGGACAUUUUGAAAGGAGUGCAACAAACUAAAGUUCCACGCACCAUUAUAAAACAGUGGGCAAUACAAACGUUCCCGUCUGCGACGGAUUAUUGGCAGUUUAGAAAAAUAUUUACAUUGCAGUUGGCCCUAGCAUGUUUUGCUGAAUAUGUUUUUCAUUUGACAAGAUUAAACCCUGACAUGAUGUAUUUACAUCAAGAUUCUGGAUUAAUGAAUGUUGCAUAUUUCAAAUUUGACGUGGAUGAUAGCACAGGAGAACUUGAUACUACUCGACCUGUCCCAUUCCGAUUAACUCCAAAUAUCAUUGAAUAUUUAUCAACUAUUGGUGUUAGUGGACCUCUUACAACAUCUAUGAUAGCUACAUCUCGAUGUUUUAUUUACCCUAACUUUAAGGUAUUAUCAAUACUCAAACCUAUAAUUAGAGAUGAAAUGAUGUUAUCAAGAGCUAAAAAGCCAGAGGACUUGACAAAUCAAGAAAAAAUGAACGAUGCUGCUGAACAGAUCAUCAAUAUGGUGAACAAAGCUGUGACGUCCAUUUCCAAUAGACUUACAAGUUUGGCACACUUUGAGGGUACAGAAAGCAAAGUUGCCACAUUGGUGGCUGCUGCAAAUAGUCAUGAUAAUCUUUGUCGAAUGGAUCCAGCUUGGCAUCCCUGGCUUUAA
Messenger RNA from Psylliodes chrysocephalus, 11481 nucleotides. The record is from the annotation of a GenBank genome assembly. Lineage: Eukaryota; Metazoa; Arthropoda; Insecta; Coleoptera; Chrysomelidae.